Molecule: messenger RNA, 9109 nt
Organism: Alligator mississippiensis (American alligator)
Lineage: Eukaryota; Metazoa; Chordata; Crocodylia; Alligatoridae
Gene: FHL5
Product: four and a half LIM domains 5
Exons: 6
Coding region: 2783-3625 (280 amino acids)
Biological process (GO): positive regulation of transcription by RNA polymerase II
Cellular component (GO): Z disc; nucleus
Molecular function (GO): transcription coactivator activity
Source: RefSeq, a predicted model, not a curated record
CUGCAUGUCACAAGGUCUAAGGGAAACGAGCUGACCCUCAGCCUACUUCCACCGAGCCAAAUUCUGAUGGGAUUCUUAAAUAGCUUUGGCAAACAAUUCUGUUUCUUUUGGACUUGAUGAAUGUUUCUGAAAACAUCUUAUUUUUCUUCCUUUAUUUUGCUACACGGUCACCAACAGAAGCAGCUUGAAAUCAAAUGAUGAGGAUCUGAAAGCGAGAGGGAGAAAGAGAGAGACUGCAAAAGACCAUCUGGGAAACUGUUAAGCAGGAAAAGUUUAAAUCACCCUACACCAGUGGUCUCCAACCUUUUCAAGUAGCAGAUCAUCUUUGGCAUUUUAAAAGCAACCUGAGAUCCACCGUGCAUUGCCACCACCCCUGCCCUUCCCCUCCCCUCCCCAUCCCCCAGCCUAGCAGGUAAGUUUGUGGGGAGGGAAGGAAGGGGGCAGAUUGAGGCAGAGAGAGAGAAAAUUAUUUGGGCACACACCACCCUAGCAGGUAAGUCCCACCCAGCCAGGGCCCCACACAACUUAUUCCUGCUCCUGCCUCUGCAGCACUGUCCCUUACCGCAGCGGCCUCGAUCAAGCCCCCGCCCUUUCCCUCCCCCACAGACUGAUCUGCCGGACUGGGGGGUGCAUGUGCAGGCAUGCAAACACUCAGACCCCCACCCCAACCUUGGAUCUACUUCAAGAGGUUCUGAGAUCUACUGGUGGAUCAAGAUCCACUGGUUGGUGACCUCUGCCCUACACCAAGACUUUGCAACCUUGGUUUAUCAGCUGUUCAAUCAGUCACUUUCAUUCUGAGAAAUAUCUUUCAUCCACAGUGCCUCAUGUUCUGAAUAUCCAUUCCCUAGAAUCCAGUACAAAACAUUGUACCUGGUAUAUUUCAGGGAAGAGUAGGGGGAUUCAUUUUAUUUAUUUAUUUAUUCAUUUGAUUAAUAUGCCAUGCUUCCCAACAAGGUACAGUACAAAAACCAAAUAACUUAAAAACAGGAGAGCGACAAGAGAACCAAAACAACUUAACAAGGUACUAGAAAGUCUCCUAAACAUGCCAUCUUAGUUUUGUUUGGUGCAUGCUUGCCCAUAUGCAAAGGUCUUAUAGUGCUUCUGACAGAUUUUCGGGCUUUGGCUGUGGCAAGCUUUAAGAGGGAGGGAGUUCCAGAGCUGAGGAGUGACUGCAGAGAAUGACUUCAGCAUGUUUUCACCAACCAGACCUGGUUUCGUAAUGGUACUUAUAGGGCAUUGCUCUUGCCUGACCUUAUAGAUCAUGAUGGCAUGUAAGGAUGUCACAAAUAGGUUUAGUUUCUCUAUGGCACAUUGUUUCACCUAUAUUCUCCUCCAUCCUCACUUAUUUCUGACAUCCCAAAUUAUGGUCAAAAUGCAGAGUUUACAGGAUUAUGUUCCACAGUUCUGUCUCCUGGUUAUCUUUUAGAACUCUAACAACACAGAGGAAACCCUAAAGUUUAUUAAUUUUCUGCAACAAUAAUUCUGUAUGGGGGAAUGAAGUAGAAUGAAGUAAGGAAUUUAAAUGGUUUUAGAGGGGAUAAAAGUACCUCUAAUUCUCAUGCAUCUUAUAAUUAUGUCUGCAGAGCAAAUACCAGGGAGCGAGAAGGGCUUUUUAAGCUAAACAGUAUCAACCCAAGAUCAAACAUUGAAAACCUAGCUAUGAACAAAUUUAAACUAGAAUUUAGAAGCAAGUUUCUAACAAGCAGAGGAGUGCAGUUUUGGAAUGAUCUUCCAAACAAAAUAGUGGCAAAUCGGAGUCGCUUGGGGGUUUAUGCAAAGGUAAUAUGAUGGAAUGGGUGAUCUUGGGUCAAUAAUCCAUAUAUAGUCCAUACAUUGUGUGGAUUCAAGUAUAGUAUAUCCUAUCGUGUUUGGAAGAAACAUACCUAUCUGGAGGUGUCUGGUAAUCCCAGGCUUCUACUGUUACCUGCAUGUUCCAAGAAGAAAUUUGUUCAGUCCUGGAUGCUUUAUUGGCUUUGGCACAGGGGAAGGUGUUUUCCUUUCUCUAAACAUGUGGACAUUGGCUACAGCUAGAGUGGGAGUUUUGACUUGGGUGCUUCUGCCAGUAUUUGAAAGCAUAUCAGGUAUCUGGCUGGACAAUCCUGCUGUUCCAUUCAGGGUCAAACCAAAAGCCAGAUCUGGGGUCAGGAAGGAAUUUUUCCCCAGGUCAAAUUAGCAAGGACUGCAGGGUUUUUUGUCCCCCUCUGUAAUGCAGGGUACAUAUUCAUGUAAUAGCUUCUCUUCCACUAUAGAGGCAGGCUAGUAGGUGCACCCUUAUCCUCCUUGCUUUUUUUCCCCCCUGUGGCACUCUGUAGGGUGUCUGGGUGCUUGUUUUCAUAACCUGCUUUGUUACUGUGGUGGGUGUAAGGGGCUGGAGUGGGCAGUUUUUAGAUCACUGGAUAAAUGGUUGCACAAAUGAUGGUCUACUCAACAUCCCAAAAGCCCCAUUUCAUUCCCAUAGAUUUUCUUUCUACUCUUCUUAUCCAAGAUGUUUAUAUAUCAACAGCAAAGAAUGUAAAUGUCAGGAGUAUUGGUACAAAUAUAUAAACAGACUAAACUGAGAUAAUAUUCUUGUUCUGUUUUACGUAGCCAGCAAAGACUGGCGUUUUGUCACUGAAUGAUUCCAGAGUUGAAAACCCAGGGUGCUGUAAGUAACCAACAGAAUUCCUCUUCUAACUUGCACGAAUAAUGCCUGACUCUCCUCUGAAUGACUUUACAUGGACCAUAACGUUUCAUACAUUAAAUCAAUAAAUGUUCCAUUCUCCCUGAACAGUAGAAGCCAAAAAUGACAAGUAAAGACACAGGCUGUCAAUACUGCAUGGAAUCCCUUCGAGGAAGGAAGUUUGCACUGAAAGAAGAGAAUGCUUACUGUGUUACAUGUUACGACAGCCUUUUCGCCAACUCCUGCGAAGAGUGCAAGAUGCCUAUUAAAUGUGAUUCCAAGGACCUCGCCUAUAAAGGCCGCCACUGGCAUGAAGCGUGUUUCAAGUGUGCCAAAUGCAAUCACUCUUUGGUGGAAAAGCCUUUCGCUGUCAAGGACGAGCUCUUGCUGUGUACUGAGUGUUAUUCUAAUAUGUAUUCAUCUAAGUGUUUCCACUGUAAGAAGACCAUUAUGCCUGGUUCUCGUAAAAUGGAAUUUAAAGGAAGUUCCUGGCAUGAAACCUGCUUUGUUUGCCAAUACUGCCGGCAACCAUUAGGAACAAAGCCUUUGAUUACACAGGACAAUGAGAAUUAUUGUGUGCCAUGUUUUGAGAAGCAGUUUGCUCACCAUUGCUACUCCUGCAAGAAGGUAAUAACUACUGGCGGGGUGACCUUUAAUGACCAACCAUGGCAUAAAGAAUGCUUUCUGUGUGCUGGCUGUAAGCAGCAGUUGUCUGGACAACGCUUUAUUUCCAAAGGCGAAUAUCCAUAUUGCUUGGACUGCUUCAGCAAUCUUUAUGCAAAGAAAUGUUCAGCCUGCAACAACGCUAUUACUGCUCUUGGAGACGCCCAGUUUAUCUCAUUUGAAGACCGCCAGUGGCACAGUGAAUGCUUUAACUGUGUUAAAUGUUCCAUCUCACUGGUGGGUCAAGGAUUCCUUACCCAGCAGGAUGAUAUCCUUUGUCGUGAAUGUGGCUCAGCUAUGUAGUUAGAGAAAGAGAUGCAUUAUUCUCACACAUUCUAGCCAUGUACUUCAUUACCCUGUAGUGAGAAAUUCUUCUAAAUGAUACAGUAGUUCUUUAGUCAUUCAAGUCACUAUUAACAAUUUAAUUCUGUCACAAGGCUCAACUGCUCUACGCAUGCUUUAUAUCAUGUAAAAAGAUUUUAAGCCAAACAGUACUGGCUAAGCAAACUAUUCAAAAGGGAUUUGUAUAUACUUUUAACCUAAAUACAGUUCAUUUCUUCUUAUAACACAGUGAACUCUGCUGUUGAGAGCUUAAAAAUUUACAUUUUAUCUUACUUAAACCAAAAAUGAACAUGAAAGUCUAUAUUGAAGGGAUGAUCUGUGACAUUAGUGAGGUGAUACCAGUACUCUACUAAUUCAGACUCUAGUGUAGAAAAGUAGGGACAGUUGUUCCCAACUAAGCCAUAAUAUUUAAUCAGAAUAAUGGCCCACUUCCCUCCUAUGCCUCAACGCUGCCAUGCAGACAAAGGCAUCAACUGACAAACCUUGCCAUGUGCAGCAGCUAGAAGGAGAAAUGCCUGCGGUACAGAAAAAAGAGAAAAGCUGCCUUACUUCUUCAAAGCUAGCAGCUAGCCAGUCCAAGGCCAAGAGGAUCAAGAAAAGGGUGAGCUUACAUUUCUUCCACAGCCUUCAUUAAUCAAUAUAUUACAGAGCUGCUAAAGAGAUAUAUAAUGUUUACACUCAUUUUAAGAUAAACCAGAAUUCCUUUACACAGCUGUAUUCUCGGGCAGUGAACCACUUGCUUUUCCAGAUUUUUGAAUGUCAAUAUAUUGUAUGUUAAAUAAGCAGCUUGUAAAAAAUGUGAAGUUCUGGCAUGCCAUGGGUGUGCAUCAAAAGUUUGAGGUGCAUAUUUAGAGAUUCCAGAGAUAAAUGACAUUUUUAUGACUGCCAUUUCCUAUUUGUUGAUAAACAGUUUCUGUUGAUCUCCUAGGACAUAAUAUAACAGAGUUGAGCAAACAUCUGCCAAAAAUGGUUUAAGUAUAGUUGAUUCUGAUUUGAGGCUAGGGACAAACAUUACACAUAAACCAGUUUAAGUGAUCAGAAAAUGGUUUAAACCUGCAACAGAGUAGAUGUUCCAUGUACAUAAACCAGUUUGAAAGUGGCUGAAACCAGUUUGAGAUAAACUUGAUUGAAUGUCAUAUCAGACUUAACUGAUUUGCCUCAAACGGGUUUAUGCAAUGUCUGUCCCAGACCCCUUGCUGGUUGCAGUUAAAUCAGACUCCCCCAGCGACCCAGCAUGCUCUCUGGGCUGGGCAGGGCUCUUUGCUCCACAGCAGGGCUGGCCCCUUCCCUCUGCUCCGUGACUGGAGCUCGGCAGAGACUGCAGGUGUCUUCCUGCCUUCCCCCUCCCCACUCCCUGCUAAGCAGGGAUUCCUCCGAUCUGUCUUAUACAGGCACACAACAGACCACAUACUGGCUACAAUCUGGGCUGUGGCAGAUUGGACAAAUGCAGAAUCAACAGGUAGCUGGUAAUGUCCCUCUGUUGUUUUCUUAAUGGGAUGAUAAACACUGAGUUAGGGGUGAUAAGCACUGUGUUAUCAAUUUCCUGCUGAACUGCUCAGGGAGGGUGGGGGGACCCCUCCCUAAUCAAAGCAUCCUGCCAGGGCUUGGCCAUGUCUCCCUCAGUUCAGCAUUAUGAAAGGGAAGGGAGGGCUGCUCUAGGACACCCCGGCUUCUAGCCUGAGCUGCUGCAGGCACAUGCCUGCUUAUUUCAGUCCAGAGGGGAUGUCUGUACGGUUACAAACUGGUUCAGCCUAGCCAGGUAAGACUAACCUGCAAAGAUUGAAUCAAUUCAGGCUCAGGCUUUUUGAAUGUCUGUCCCUAGCCUUAGUGGCUAAUUUAUGCUCUGAAAUCAUACAUGCCUUAACCCCCCACUGCCAUACACACACACACUUUUAAGAUUUUAUUCAUGGAAAGAGCUGGAUAACAACCUGACCUAACCCAAAGUGAGUUAUCUUCAUUUAUUAUUUUUCUGUAUAAGUUUUCCACUGAAUAUAAAUACAUAAAAAUAUGCUUUAGUCUUGCAUGAGACUGAUCAUUACAGAUCAUUUAGAGUGCAAAAUACCUCAACUAGCACAUAUAUGCCUUAAAACUAGAACAGCCUAGCUUACCCUAGUAUUUAGAACACACAAUAAAAGUCAAUUCUCUUUCUUAAGCAUAGGCAUGGCUUAAGUGUGGUCUGCUUCCUGUUGGUCCAGCUACCUAUUCCUUGCACUCAAAAACUCAUUCUUCAAGAAUCCAUCUGUUCUCAUUAGUAGCAAUUUAUCCUUGCUCUCACUUCCUGCAACUUUGGCCUUGUGCCUUUUUUCAUAUAAGCUUGCCUUGUCUGUAUUAUACUGUAAGAACCGGAUUCUCAUAAACCUUGCAAAAAACUGAUCUUAGGCCGAAAUUAGGUGUUUUAGUUAUAAAGCAUGAUCCUACUCAACACCAUUUAACAGUCACAAAACCACUUAAGUGCCCAAGGCACUUCCAUUUUGACUUGACAUCUUUUCCUAGAUUUCUGUGCCUGCUCAGACCCAUAUCAUCUGGGCAACUCACUCCUGCAAGCUCCAUUGCAUUCCAGUCAACUUGGAUAGUUCUAGGUUGUAAGCAACUAAGGUCCAUCCAAGUCAGAUUCCUUAAGUGGAGAAAAACCAGGCUAAACAACUGUAUGCUUGCUUUCAGAAUCGGUACAAAACACUGGCCACCUUUUGGCUGAAUAGCCUUGUGGCAACAGUGAAAAACAGGUGUCAGUGCUGUUAUAAGUUAGAUAUGUUAGUUCAUACGGAGACCCUGCUCUUCCCUCAGGUAACAUAGCCCUUAGCAAUCAGCAGCGACUUACUAAAGCUCAGAGGAAGAGCAGAAACAUUUCCUAUUCAUUGUAAGCAUUUCCCUGUUGAGGGACUAGGCAACCCUUGAGAGGUACCGUGUAUCUCAUUCACUAUACAGGCAGCCUGGCCCCUAACAUGGUGACUAGCAUCAAUACCCUGAAGCAAGGCACCUCAGUUUCAAGCACUGGAGGAGCCUUGCAGGUUAGUUAGGAUCUAGGCCAAAAUUCUUUAGGACAAGGAACAUGCCUCGCACCCUCUAAAGUGCUACCUCCAUCUACCAGUAUAUCACUUCUAAUACAUACAAUACAAUUGUGCAUCCCUCCCUUAUAUCAAUAGUGUGAUGCAGCUUUGUUCCUCAGCACCUUUAGAGAGGGUUUCACCAGCUUGCUGAGCUUCUGCACUAAUAGGUUCUGAGUUUAAGGCCAUCUAGACUGAUCUUGAAACUGUUUCUUCCCUUCAGUGUUCCAUAUUGUCCUGUCAUUAAACUAUUAGGCUAAGUACAGACAGUCAAAAAGCCCAAGGCUGAAUUGAUUCAGUCUUUGCAGGUUAGUCUAAAAUGCAGAGAUUACAUUGAAAGAGAAGUGAACAGACAUUUACCUUUGAUUCAGGAAAUGCAGCCACAUGCCAGAAGCCAGGGGAUACCGGAGCAUGGCUCUCUGGCACAUAGCCAGCAUAAGCUGUGUGUCCACUUCCUCUUCAUGCUGCCCCUGAGGUCUCUGGGAUUUGCAGUCCAGUAUCACAGCAGCAGGACACUGCAGAGUUACUCAUCACAUCCUCUUCCUGCUUCCGGGUACCUCUGGGAUUUGUAGUCCACAGUUGCUGCCAGCAGUAAUUUUGAUCAUGGGAAGGGGUGUUUAGCCCCCUCUGACUCCAGCCCCCCUCCCCCUCAGCUACAUCCCCAGCUAGGCUUGCAGCUCUCCCAUUCCUCCCCACAACUCCUUUGUCAACCAGCCCACCCUGCUCCAGCUGGCCAGCAGAGAGGUGGGGCCAGCCCAGGGCUUCAAAGCAUGUUGAGAUAGUGGGGGACUGUGAUUUAACUUGAACCAAGAUGGGGUCUGUGUGAGGAGAGAGAAGAACCCCAGAGAAGUAAAAUGGCCCCACCUGUAUUGCAAAAACUCCGCAGGGCUCCUUCUUCACCUGGUGUUUCAGGAAGGGAGGGGGAGUCAGCUGGAACUCCAAGAUAAAAGGAGACAUGGGGCAGGCAAAAGAGGGACACAGGACACCGGAAGAGACUGACUCAGGCAGUGAGACGGCAGGGAGAGCCGGAGGUGCUGAGGAAGCAAGGGAGACCAGGCUUAAGGGAAGCUACUCUGUGUAGGGAGCUGCCAGGGAAGAGAGCCCUGAAGGAAAUGCGGGGAGAGAAACAGAAACUGCUGGAGGCAGUUAGAAGGUACCGUAAUUACCCUAAUAGCAGGGCUGAAGAAAAGGGUACUGCAAAGUUGGGACUAUAAGGGCAAAGGAAGUGCCAGUUUGGUUUUUUUGUUCUCCUUUUUGUUAGGGUGAGAGAAAAGUCACCCCAGAUAGUGUGUUUACAACUGUCAGGACAAUAAGCCAGGAAAAAGACUGGCUAGGAUUACUGGCAGGUCUGUGCCAGGUUCCAGCCGGGUGAGGUACAACCGGGCCCAUCGGGGAUACUGAUUGGCCAGACCUAGAGACCCAAGGAGCGUUUUUUUUGUACUGCUCAAAGGCAGAUUGCAGAGACAACUGAAUUACCACCCGGGGGAACGGGUGAGGGUGUAGGGGUUGGUGGAGCCCUCAUUGCACUAAAACAAAUUGCAAGAGCCAAAGCAUCAAGAUCCAAAUGCCCCGGCAUUCUAUUUUCUUCCAUAACAACAAGUUGUGGCAGGCAAGAUUGCGGAGGUGUGGGAGGGGCCAGCAAGAUGUCACAGUGGACUUUGGCUUGUUAGCCGAGGUGCUAAAGUUGUCUUGGUGUAGAAGAUAGAGUAAAAAAAGGAAAAAAAGCUGCUCAGACAAGUGAUGAGCUCCAGAGAUUGACGGCACCUAAAUCGAUAGAGACAAGCCUCUACCAAAGAUAGGGGCAGGACUUUUGGAGUGAAAGCCCACUAUUGGACAGUCUGGGACAGAUGUUUCAUAAACUGGUUUGACCCAAAUCGGUUAAGUCUGAUGCUGCAUUCAACCAGAUUUAUCUUAAACCAGUUUCAGCCAUUUAAAAAUUAUUUUAAAAUAAUUUAAAAACUAGUUUAUGUGCGCUGAGCUUCUGUUCUGUUACAGGUUUAAACCAGUUUCUGAUCACUUAAACCGGUUUGUGUGUAACUUCUAUCCCUAGCCUUAGUGUGAUGAGUUGUGCAAGGAAGUACUAUUUGGUAGAGUCUGACAUUAACCACACUCUUCACAUAUUUUAAUGCAUGUCUUACUCAUUAAUUUAAGACCACAAGUGCCCUUUUAGAACCUAAUAUACAGCUUGUUGAAGUCAAUCCCAGGUCUACGAUUAGAUAUGUACUCUAAUUUUACUGAAAAUGGUCAUUACAUUGAGUGCAAAAGUAAAGAAAAGUACACUAUGUGAGCAUAAUUUGUCCAGUGCUGAACUGUAAUGGCAUAAAAUCCAUAUAGAUUAUGACUAACUACAGGCAUACAGCGUUCCAUUUUCUAGUCAAUAAAAUAUUGAUCUUUUGUUCUA